Styela clava is the source of this 5219-nucleotide messenger RNA. Its product is annotated as mucin-like protein. Gene Ontology annotation, molecular function: calcium ion binding. Lineage: Eukaryota; Metazoa; Chordata; Ascidiacea; Stolidobranchia; Styelidae. Gene Ontology annotation, biological process: cell-matrix adhesion. The record is from RefSeq and is a predicted model, not a curated record.
UUUAAAUGGAUCGCAUCAAUGCUCAUGUGGUAUAGUCGGCAUUUGAGGCGGCUGGUUCAGGCAGUUGUCUUGUUGUCUACAGGUUGAAAAUAGGAUGACCAAGUGGAAAAGAAUAGAAAAAUGAGAUUUUUAUUAUCAGUUGGCAUGUUUAUUGCUUAUGCAAAUGUUGUUUGGAGUUUGUAUGAUUGCCCUCCGCCUGAAAAGGGAGUAAAAUCAGUCGAGACCGUUUCAGGACGCGAAGCUGUCUAUGAAUGUCAACCAUUGUAUGAACCUGUUAGUGGAAACAAAUACCGAUACUGUAUGGAAAACGGUAGUUGGAGCGGACUUCCUUAUAAAUGCAAAGAUGCCAUCAACUGUAAAGAAGGCGACCUACCGUGCCAAAAUGGCGGGAAAUGUGUUGAUACCGACCCGAGUUUGCAUUGCGACUGUGGUAAGACUGUAUAUUACGGAUCACUUUGCGAUCAAGCGAACGGAGGUUGGAGUAGUUGGACAUCGACUAAUAAUUGUUCAUCAACUUGUGAUAGCGGAAUUAUAGUACGAAGAAGAAAAUGUGACAAUCCUAAACCAACUCCGAGAGGAAUGAUGUGUGCAGGAAGCUCUAUAGAGACGACCGAGUGUUUUCCGAAAAAAUGUCACGAAAAUUUAUUUCGAUGGUGCAAUAGUUCAGCAGAUAUUUGUGAACAAAACUCAAAUAAAGCAUUUUGUUCCGCCCGAUACGAAAAAUAUUCUUGUACCUGCCUUGCUGGUGUCACUGAAGUAAAAGACGAAAAAGGAAAUUUUGUGAGAUGUGAAGAUGUAAACGAAUGUGAAGCAGGGACUCAUACUUGUGAUCGACAGAAUGGAUUUUGUUUAAACACAGAUGGAAGUUUUGAAUGCCAAUGUAAUAAUGGUUUUAAAGGCGAUGGGCAUGUCUGCGAAGAUGUUGAUGAAUGUAACGAUGGAACAAAUCAAUGUGAUGAAAACGCAAUAUGUUAUAAUAAACCAGGAGGAUAUAACUGUGUUUGCAAAGAUGGAUACAGAAGCAUAUCAGCAAAUCAAACGGGGAUGACCGGAGAUUGUAAAGAAUCACGGCUAAUGCAAUACGGAUAUCCAGCUGGUGACGAUGAAGUCACAGAUAUAUCGCGUGCCACAGGCGAACGCGUCACGCCACUAAUUCCAGUGCCUCCAGGAUUACCUUUAGAAGAUGGAGAGAAUGCAUUUACAUGCGAAACAAUUUACGCAACAGAAAAUGGCGUAGUUGUUGUUACUAGACUGCCAUCUAGCGCCGACAAUGAUCGAAAGCCGACCUUCAGAAAUCCUGUUGACUUGAAGAAAGAAAAUAAACAAAACGUUAUGGGCGGAGAAUUUCACAACUACAUUUGUGCAAUCAUGGCACCAUUUUGGGCUGAUGCCAAAUUUUCAAAGAGCAGUAAGAUGUGGAGACAUGUGUAUGAUGAUUUAAGUUGGCAUGGUAACCGAAUAAAGAGAGGCAAAGUUAAGAAGAAAGAAUUGAAGAAAAUGCACGUUUAUAUGAGAAUUAACAAGCUACUACCAGAAAAAUUUAUUCCAAACUUUGUUGUUGUCGUCACAUGGGUAAGAAUGAUUCCACCAUGGCCAACGAAACUCAAUGAUGAGGAAGUAACUUACCAAAUUGCUGUUGCAACCGAUGGAACUGAAACUCACAUAAUCACGCUGUAUGAAGACGGUGCAAUGACAUGGAAACCAGUGUAUGACAUACCUAAAGAUGUUCAUCGUUACCCAGCCACUGUGGGAUAUAUCAUAUUUGGAGAAAAAAUCAAUAAACACCAGUAUCCGUACUCGGAAGAUGUCGGCAAUCGCUGGCCAAAUACGACUUCCAUCUACCACAUUGAUUUGAUACCAUUUAACGCAACAUCAACCAUUGGAGUUGACUCGUACAAUUUAACACCGAAUGCGAUCCCGGUUACAAAAGCGUCUUGCUACAAUUGGUAUCUAGAAAACCAUGGAGAUAUUAGUAGCGAUGUCACUUCUGGAUCGCGCAAAUGCCCACCUUCUCUAGAUCAUCUAAAUCUAUUGCGAGAUAUCUUAUGGAAAGCUACCAUAAAAGAACAAGACAGACAGUGCUUUGCUUGGUCAUUUAGAGUAGCACAAAAAGGAGACAUAGAAUGCUGUUAUCGCACAACUGAAACUUAUAAAGAUUCUCCCCUCAUUUCUGGAAUAAAAGCUUGGGACAAAGGUGCCGGUUUCUUCAAAACUAGUGACAAAGACGAAGCAGAUAAAAAGAAAUUAUGUUGUGGGGACACAAAGAAUGAAUUCUUUUGCAGUCUUUUCACACGUAUACGUCCAGCAACCAAUUCAGAUGGCUACACUUAUCCUAGAGCAGCUUUUGGAAAGUCAGAAGGAGCAACCGUGAACUUUGGUAGCAAAUCGACCGAGAUAAGCGGAACCGGCCAAUAUCAGCUUCUCAAAAUCAGAACUCCAAGCAAUGGCAAUAUUGAUUUUAUCGGCCAUUAUGAAGAUGGUGUUUUAAAAUCACUUGCUUUUCGAUAUCUGAAUUACACGAUAAAAGUUGACAACAACGACAAAGCACGCGGGAUGUCGUGUAUUUUAAAUACGAUGGAUUGUGAAUCGAUAGAUGUUUUUGAUAAUAAAGUAUUGUUUAAAACAAAACAGGUAGCAGGCGGUUUGGAAUCCGUAUCAUUGGCUACUCGUUCAGGAAUAUAUCUGAAUAUUUCCAGUGGGGAAAAUCUAAAAUAUACAAUCUUGAUUCCAUCUUCCAUGGCAGCUACAAAUACCUCCUUCGUCUCUGGCCUGCUAACAGAACAGGGAAAGUGUUACAAAAACGCAAAAGCUGAGCCAUUUAAAAAGAUAAUGUCUAUUCCAUGUGACCUCCGAAGUGUGGCUUCUCAUUUCAAUACAACUGUAGAUCGCGAAGCUUUCUUUACGGACGAAGUUGAUUUAACGCAAGUAAAGAAAUCACAAGUCAGAGAUGUCAACGAUAAAACCUCUGAAAUUAACGAAGCAAUUGAAGUUACAGAUUCGAUUAAAAAACCUUUUCCGGCAAAGAUUCAACCAGUUAUUGAAGCAAAACAUGUAGAUUCUGACAAUUACAACGUUCAGAUCAACAUCACAGGAUUCGAGGACGACGUGCUGCUGAAUGGGAAAAAUAUGAAAAAGUCGUCGAAUGGGUUAUAUACCUUAAAAAUGAAUGAUAAGGAGACAAAAUCAAUAGGAGAAAUUUCGAUGACAAAUAAAGACGGAAAAACAAUUCUUGUGCAUAGACCGAUCGUUGUGUGUGAUUGCAAAGAGAAACAAGGCACUUGUGUAUUUUCUUCCAAUGAAGAAGAAAAUCAAUCAUUGAUUAAAUCUGAAUCAAAAAACGCUGGAUGUAUAUGUAAGGAAGGAUUUGUAGGAUUGCGCUGUGAAGAAGUGGAGAAUCCCUGCAGCGAAUUGCCGUGCUUCAGUCGUGUAAAAUGUGAGGAAAAGAAACAGUCGCCCACUGAAGUGGAGGAAAUAGACGGAGUUCAACUCGAAAAAAGAUAUUUUUGUGGACAAUGUCCCCCAUCUUUAGAAAAGGGAAAUGGCGAGACGUGUUUCAACGAAAAUAAAUGCCUCCUACCAUCUGAUGAUCCAGAAUCACACAAAUGUAAAAAUGCAAAAUGUGUAAAUCAACCUAGUGGAUAUUUAUGUGAAUGUUUGGACGGAUUUCGUGUUAGUGAAGACAGUAAUCCAUACGAGUGCAUAGAUGUGGACGAGUGCAGCAUUGGAAAGCACGAGUGUGAUAAAGACGUCGGAGUCUGCGUUAAUAUUCCGGGAUCAUACAAUUGUGAAUGUAAAAACGGAUAUAUUACCAAACUUGAUAGCAAUCGUUGCGAGGACGUCGACGAGUGUCUCGAUAAUAAUGGUGGGUGUGAGAGAAGAUGCCACAACUUUAUAGGCAGUUACAAAUGUUCGUGUGAACUUGGUUACAGGUUAAAACCUAAUGGAAAAAAUUGUUCGGAGAUUAACGAAUGUGAUGAACACGCGAAGGACGUGUGUGAGCAAAUAUGUUUGGAGGUAGAAGGACAACCAUUCACAUGUGCAUGUCAUGAUCGUUUCACCUUGAUGGAAGAUUACAGGAGCUGCCAACCCAACUUUACAACAGAAGCUGUAACAACUAGAUAUGAUUCAACAACAACCACAAUAACUACAAAACAGCAGGAAACAACAACAUUUGCUAGAACUGAAACGAGAGAGCAAACAACUACAGCAGCUGCUGUAACAGAUUCAUAUGAUUUGCUUCCAGAUGGAUGGAAUUUUAUCGAUCCUAAUGCGGAUUCCUAUACUCAAUUAUUUCAAACUUUACGAAGAUAUUUUUACCUGCAGAUGCUGGAUAAAUCUGAUUUCAGAAACCUCCUCAAGAAAGAAAAGAAAGAAAUACAAAGUUUUAUAGAAGCCCUUGCUGAAAUUCUAGCUCGUUCUCAAACAGGGCGUGCAAUUGCAUACCUUCUUGCUGUAGCAGAUCAAAAAAUGCCUAAAGAAUGGCUGAACGAAAGAGACUGUCUUAUCUUGGCAGAAUCAGUCUUUCAUGACUCAAAAUUAUCAGUUUACCUCACCGCUCUGGAAACGUUUGAGGGAUAUUUAAAAAUAAUCAAGAUUAUAUUGGACGAAUUUAAUUUGAAAAAUAUUGUAAGGUCAUUGGUGAUAGACUUCAAACUCGUAACCCAUUUAGUUUCAUUGUCAAAGAAAAAAAUCGGGCGCACAGGCGUAGAUGUUGGUUCAAAUUUUAAAGAUACGUUAGGUGUCAAAAUCUUGUCGCAGGCUGUGGGUCAGAUUCAACACAUACAUCCUUGUAGAACCUAUAUCAUGAAACUUAUGAGAACUCUACCAGACACAACAACCAAACCAAGAAAGGAAAGAAGUUUUGUAACUGACGAAGGGUUGACAACUCAAGAUACGACCUUAGCAGAACCAAUAUUAUCGAAGAUUUAUCAGCCACCUGCAUGGCUUAUUUUAUGUAUGGUAGCAUCAGCGCUUCUCGUGUUUAUCUUAGUCGUUGUCGUCACACGAUUUUGCUUGACAUGGAAAAGACAAAGAAAACAUCGACAAAAAAUGAAGGAAAUGAAAAAGUUGAAAAACAGACAAAAAAUGAAAUCUUGGCCAAGAUAUGUCAACACUUCUCAGUCGUAUUUUGAUAAACAAAUUUCAAAGAAACUUCGGGUGAAUCCUUGAAUUCGAAUUCCACUACUGAAUAACAGAAAGAUGGAAAGGACAGAAUCAAU